Messenger RNA from Sinocyclocheilus rhinocerous, 1182 nucleotides. Its product is annotated as small nuclear ribonucleoprotein 40 (U5). The coding region runs from base 67 to 1182 and encodes 371 amino acids. The record is from RefSeq and is a predicted model, not a curated record. The transcript has 11 exons. Gene Ontology annotation, cellular component: catalytic step 2 spliceosome. Gene Ontology annotation, molecular function: RNA binding; protein binding. Lineage: Eukaryota; Metazoa; Chordata; Actinopteri; Cypriniformes; Cyprinidae.
UCAUUAAUUUGAAAAGAAUCUGAUCGUUUUUCAUUUAUUGUCGGGUUUUGAGUAUUUUUCUCAACAAUGAUCGAGCCAAAGAAGCGCGGCGCAGAGAUGGCAGUCGUUCCCGCCGAAGUGAAGAGGCCCCGGACAGAGCUAGUGGCUGCAGCGCAGUCCCAGCUCUCUGCUAUGGGCCCUCCACGCAGCUCCAGUCUGCAGGCUCCUAUAAUGCUGCUCUCUGGUCAUGAAGGUGAAGUAUACUGCUGCAAAUUUCACCCUAAUGGAGCCACGUUAGCCUCCUCUGGAUAUGACCGCCUCAUCUUGCUGUGGAAUGUAUAUGGAGACUGUGAAAACUAUGCAACACUUAAAGGUCACAGUGGAGCUGUGAUGGAGCUUCAUUAUAACACUGAUGGCAGUCUGCUCUUUUCAGCCAGUACGGACAAGACGGUGUGUGUGUGGGACAGUGAGACAGGGGAGCGUGUGAAGCGUCUGAAAGGACACACGUCCUUUGUGAACUCAUGUUUUCCGGCUCGGCGCGGCCCACAGCUGGCCUGUACGGGCAGUGAUGAUGGAACUGUAAAGCUGUGGGACAUCAGGAAGAAGGCCUCUGUUCACACUUUCCAGAACACAUAUCAGGUUCUUAGUGUAACAUUCAAUGAUACCAGUGACCAGAUCAUCUCAGGAGGCAUCGACAAUGACAUAAAGGUAUGGGACCUCAGACAGAACAAACUGAUUUACAGUAUGCAGGGUCAUGGAGACUCUGUGACAGGUCUGAGUCUCAGUGCAGACGGGUCCUACCUUCUGUCUAACUCAAUGGAUAACAGCGUGCGUGUCUGGGAUAUCCGUCCAUUUGCACCAAAGGAGAGGUGUGUGAAGAUCUUUCAGGGAAAUGUCCAUAACUUUGAGAAGAAUCUUCUCAGAUGCUCUUGGUCUUCUGAUGGGAGUAAGAUUGCAGCUGGUUCUGCUGACAGGUUUGUGUAUAUUUGGGACACAACAUCCCGUAGGAUCCUUUAUAAGCUCCCUGGUCAUGCUGGGUCUGUGAAUGAGGUUGUUUUCCAUCCAGAAGAACCAAUUGUUCUCUCUGGAUCCACGGGCGGUGAGCGUCCACCCACAAACCCCGCUCCGCUCACCCUCCCGGUGCGGAUGUUGACAAAGAGCCGGAGUAGGAGGAUGGUUGCUCAAGCUACAGCGCCAGUCUGA